AUGGGUUCUGAGAAUGUGCCCAAAUCAAGUGAACUCUUUCAAGCUCAAGCUCACUUGUAUGAUCACAUCCUUAGUUUCUUGAAACCCAUGUCCAUCAAGUGGGCAGUUGAAUUCAACAUACCAGAUAUCAUCCACAAUCACGGCCGACCCAUUACGCUUCCUCAGCUUGUCUCUGCACUUCAAAUUCCGGAACAAAAAACCGCUUGUGUUCGGAGCCUCAUGCGUUUAUUGACGCACAAUAAGUUUUUUAUAAUUGUGAUUGCGGACGAGAAAGAAGCAUAUGAUCUUUCUCCAGCAUCAGAGCUCCUUGUUAAAGGAACUGAUCAUUGUUUAACUUCGAUGGUUCGGUUGUUAACAAAUCCAACUCUUGUUGAUUUAUAUAAUCAUUUAAGUAAAUGGACUUCUGGAGAGAAACUCACAAUUUAUGACACGACAUUAGGCAAAGAUGACUAUUGGAGUUUUAUUCAUCAAAAUCCAUUACAUUUGAAGUAUUUCAAUGAUGCUAUGGAAAGCGAUUCUCGUGUUGUGAGGUUGGCACUAAGAGAUUGCAAAUCGGUUUUUGACGGUUUGGUUUCUCUGGUAGAUGUUGGAGGUGGAACCGGAAACACUGCUAAAAUUAUUUGUGAAACAUUUCCUAUGUUAAAAUGCAUAGUAUUAGACCUUCCACAAGUGGUAGCUGAUUUACCAGGAAAUGGAAAUUUGAGUUUUAUGGGUGGAAACAUGUUCCAUUCUAUCCCUCAAACUGAUGCAAUUUUAUUAAAGUGGAUUUUGCAUGAUUGGAAUGAUGAAGACUGUGUCAAGAUACUUAAAAAUUGCAAAGAAGCUGUUUCAAGAAAUGAGAAAGGAGGAAAAAUCAUCAUCAUAGAUAUUGUGAUAAAUGAAAAGCAAGAUGAACAUGAAAUGACAGAAGUCAAGCUCUUCUUUGACAUAGUUAUGAUGGCUAGUUUUAAUGCAAAAGAAAGGGAUGAAGAAAACUGGAAGAAAAUCUUCAGUGAAGCAGGGUUCACACGUUACAAAAUAUUUCCCAUAUUUGGUUUUAGAUCACUUAUUGAACUUUAUGUUUAA
This is a messenger RNA of Trifolium pratense (red clover), 1065 nucleotides long. RefSeq names its product isoflavone-7-O-methyltransferase 9-like. The record is from RefSeq and is a predicted model, not a curated record. The coding region runs from base 1 to 1065 and encodes 354 amino acids. The transcript is spliced from 2 exons. Gene Ontology annotation, biological process: methylation. Gene Ontology annotation, molecular function: O-methyltransferase activity; protein dimerization activity; S-adenosylmethionine-dependent methyltransferase activity. NCBI's taxonomy places the organism in Eukaryota, Viridiplantae, Streptophyta, Magnoliopsida, Fabales, Fabaceae.